Messenger RNA from Marmota flaviventris (yellow-bellied marmot), 1005 nucleotides. The record is from RefSeq and is a predicted model, not a curated record. NCBI's taxonomy places the organism in Eukaryota, Metazoa, Chordata, Mammalia, Rodentia, Sciuridae.
ACCACGGAGCUGUUCAUGGGGAACCUGCGAAACAAGUGUGUCGUGUGGCCCAUAAACUUCAAUGAGAGCUAUCUUGAAAAUGGCACCAAAGGCUUUGAUUGGGAAGAGUAUAUCAACAAUAAAACAAAUUUUUACACGGUUCCUGGCAUGCUGGAACCUUUACUCUGUGGGAACAGUUCAGAUGCUGGGCAGUGCCCAGAAGGAUACCAGUGUAUGAAGGCAGGAAGGAACCCUAACUAUGGUUAUACAAGCUUUGACACUUUCAGCUGGGCCUUCUUGGCAUUGUUUCGCCUUAUGACCCAGGACUACUGGGAAAACUUGUAUCAGUUGACCUUACGAGCAGCUGGAAAAACAUACAUGAUCUUCUUUGUCUUGGUCAUCUUUGUGGGCUCAUUCUAUCUGGUGAACUUGAUCUUGGCUGUGGUGGCCAUGGCUUAUGAAGAGCAGAAUCAGGCAACAUUGGAGGAGGCAGAACAAAAAGAGGCUGAGUUCAAAGCAAUGUUGGAGCAACUUAAGAAGCAACAGGAAGAAGCACAGGCUGCCGCAAUGGCCACUUCUGCAGGCACUGUUUCAGAAGAUGCCAUUGAGGAAGAAGGUGAAGAUGGGGUUGGCUCUCCUCGGAGUUCAUCCGAAAUUUCUAAACUCAGUUCAAAGAGCGCCAAGGAAAGACGUAAUAGGAGAAAGAAGAGGAAGCAAAAGGAACUCUCUGAGGGAGAAGAGAAAGGGGAUCCUGAGAAGGUAUUUAAGUCAGAGUCAGAAGAUGGUAUGAGGAAGAAGGGCUUUCGACUGCCAGACAACAGAAUCGGGAGGAAAUUCUCCAUUAUGAACCAGUCACUGCUCAGCAUCCCAGGCUCACCCUUCCUCUCCCGCCACAACAGCAAAAGCAGCAUCUUCAGCUUCCGGGGCCCUGGGCGGUUCCGAGACCCAGGUUCGGAGAACGAGUUUGCAGACGACGAGCACAGCACCGUGGAGGAGAGCGAAGGCCGCAGGGACUCGCUGUUCAUC